AUGGAUCAUGAAUUGAUUAGCACGGUGUUUAGAAAGUACAAGAAGGAUUAUGUAUCAAAAUAUUUACAACAAUGGACAGAAAUAGGACCAAUGAAUCAAAAUGCCAUCUCACCAUUGAAUGAUUGUGAACUAAAAUUAAGUGUAUCUAAAUUUUCAGAUGGUUAUCAGUUUAUUACAUAUGGUAAAGAAUAUACGAUUCAUUUGACACUCCGUUUACGAGGUGGAAUGUAUCAUUUUACUAGUGGUCGACAAGAUUUCGAUAAGUUACCUUACUGUGAUUCAAAAGCGGUUAAAAAUGUUCUCGCAUUCAACCUGAAAGAUAUAAAGCGUAUUCACCAAUUACCAGUAACUGAAUUGCAAAAUUCUGUUUUACAAGGGCAAGCUGUUCUUUCAGAUUUAUUUAAUGAAACCAAAGAGUUUUUUGAAACAACGAGUCUUUUUAUAUCGCAAUUAUACUAA
Messenger RNA from Didymodactylos carnosus, 459 nucleotides. Lineage: Eukaryota; Metazoa; Rotifera; Eurotatoria; Philodinida; Philodinidae. The record is from the annotation of a GenBank genome assembly.